AUGCACGGUGUUGGUUCAGUGAUGGCUUUCGCUGCGAGAAGAGUUUUGGACGCAAAUGUCAGGCCAGUAGAAGACCGUGUGGACCAUACAUCAACGAGCAUGGAGUUCCCGCAACAGCAGAAACCGGCGGGGGAUGGAAAGAUCAUCUAUCCACCCGGAGUCAAAGAGAUUACUGACAAAAUCAGCAACGAUGAGGUGGUCAAACGAUUAAAGAUGGUGGUGAAGACCUACAUGGACAUGGAUCAAGACUCUGAAGAGGAGAAGCAGCAGUAUCUCGGCCUGGCACUCCACCUCGCCUCAGAGUUCUUCCUUAGGAACCCCAAUAAAGAUGUGCGGCUGCUGGUCGCCUGCUGUCUGGCUGACAUCUUCAGGAUCUACGCCCCCGAGGCCCCGUACACCUCCCACGACAAACUCAAGGACAUCUUCCUGUUCAUCACCAGACAGUUAAAAGGACUAGAAGACACAAAGAGUCCCCAGUUCAACCGAUACUUUUAUCUUCUGGAGAACUUGGCCUGGGUGAAAUCGUACAAUAUCUGCUUCGAACUGGAGGACUGCAACGAAAUCUUCAUCCAACUCUUCAAAACGCUCUUCUCUGUCAUCAACAACAGCCAUAACCAGAAGGUGCAGAUGCACAUGAUGGACCUGAUGAGUUCUAUCAUCAUGGAGGGAGACGGAGUCACGCAGGAGCUGCUGGACACAAUCCUAAUCAACCUCAUCCCUGCACACAAAAAUCUGAACAAGCAAGCGUACGAUCUUGCAAAGACUCUGCUGAAGAGGACGGUCCAGACCAUCGAGACGUGCAUCGCCAACUUCUUCAAUCAGGUUUUAGUAAUGGGAAAGUCCUCCGUCAGUGACCUCUCCGAGCACGUCUUUGACCUCAUCCAGGAGCUGUUUUCCAUCGACCCCCUGCUGCUUACCUCUGUCAUGCCGCAGCUGGAGUUCAAACUCAAGAGCAACGAUGGCGAGGAGCGACUGGCCGUUGUGCGGUUGCUGGCAAAGUUAUUCGGGGCCAAAGACUCGGAGCUGGCCUCGCAGAACCGACCGCUGUGGCAGUGCUUUUUAGGACGGUUCAACGAUAUCCACGUCCCAGUCAGGCUGGAGUGCGUGAAGUUUGCCAGCCACUGCCUCAUGAACCACCCAGACUUGGCGAGAGACCUGACAGAAUAUCUGAAGGUGCGCUCCCACGACCCAGAGGAAGCCAUCCGCCACGACGUCAUCGUCACCAUUAUCAACGCCGGCAAGAAAGACCUCAACCUGGUCAAUGACCAGCUGUUGGGCUUCGUGCGGGAGAGGACCCUCGACAAGAGGUGGCGUGUGCGUAAGGAGGCCAUGAUGGGCCUGGCUCAGCUCUAUAAGAAAUACUGCCUGCACCACGAGGCCGGAAAGGAGUCGGCCCUGAAGAUCAGCUGGAUCAAAGACAAACUGCUGCACAUCUACUACCAGAACAGCAUCGACGACAAGUUGUUAGUGGAGAAGAUUUUCGGUCAGUUCAUGGUGCCUCAAAAUCUUGAUACAGAAGAGAAGAUGAAAUGUUUGUACUACCUUUACGCCUGCCUGGACACCAACGCCGUCAAGGCUCUGAAUGAGAUGUGGAAGUGUCAGAACAUGCUCAGGGGACUUGUCAAAGAGCUGCUUGAUCUUCACAAGCUGCCAGUGUCUGAGGCCAAUAACACAGCGAUGUUUGGGAAGCUCAUGAGUAUCGCAAAGAACUUACCAGAUGCUGGAAAAGCCCAAGACUUCAUGAAAAAAUUCAAUCAAGUUCUGGGCGAGGACGAGAAGCUCAGAGUCCAGCUGGAGAUGCUCAUCAGUCCGACCUGCUCCUGCAAGCAGGCCGAGAUCUGCGUGAGGGAGAUCACUCGGAAGCUGACAUUCCCAAAACAGCCCACCAACCCCUUCCUGGAGAUGGUGAAGUUCCUGCUGGAGCGGAUCGCCCCCGUUCACAUCGACUCUGAGGCUAUAAGCGCAUUGGUAAAACUGCUGAACAAAUCUAUCGAAGGCACGGCCGAUGACGACGAGGAGGGCGUGACCCCCGACACGGCAAUCCGCUCCGGACUGGAGCUCCUUAAGGUCCUUUCGUUCACACAUCCCACCGCGUUCCACUCAGCCGAGACGUACGAGUCUCUGCUGCAGUGUCUGAAGAUGGAGGACGACAAAGUGGCGGAGGCAGCCAUCCAGAUUUUCAGGAACACCGGGCAGAAGAUCGAGACGGAGUUACAGCAGAUAAGAUCGACGUUGAUUCCCAUCCUGCAUCAGAAAGCCAAGCGGGGCACUCCUCAUCAGGCCAAGCAGGCUGUCCACUGCAUUCACGCCAUCUUUAACAACAAAGAAGUGCAGCUGGCUCAGAUCUUUGAGCCUCUGUCGCGUAGUCUCAAUGCAGACGUCCCCGAGCAGCUCAUCACUCCGCUCGUGUCCCUGGGACAUAUAUCCAUGCUCGCUCCAGAUCAGUUUGCCUCUCCAAUGAAAUCCAUAGUGGCUAACUUCAUUGUUAAGGACUUGCUCAUGAAUGACAGGUCGGUGGGGAACAAAAACGGGAAGCUGUGGACCACUGAUGAGGAAGUCUCUCCAGAGGUGCUAGCAAAGGUUCAGGCCAUCAAGCUACUGGUUCGUUGGUUACUAGGUAUGAAGAACAACCAGUCCAAGUCGGCAAACUCCACGCUCCGCCUGCUGUCAGCCAUGCUGGUCAGCGAGGGUGACCUCACAGAGCAGAAGAAGAUCAGGUACUCGGAACAGGCCGCUUUGGCCGUUACUAAAUCCGACAUGUCCCGCCUGAGGCUAGCUGCAGGUGGAGCCAUUAUGAAGUUAGCUCAGGAGCCCUGUUACCAUGACAUCAUCACACCCGAGCAGUUUCAGCUCUGCGGCCUCGUGAUCAAUGACGAGUGCUACCAGGUCCGGCAGAUAUUCGCCCAGAAGCUGCACAUGGCCCUCGUCAAACUGAUGCUGCCCCUGGAGUACCUGGCUGUUUUCGCUUUGUGUGCCAAGGACCCGGUGAAGGAGCGCCGCGCCCACGCCCGACAGUGCCUCCUCAAAAACAUCUCCGUCCGCAGGGAGUACAUCAAACAGAAUCCCCUCGCUCAGGAAAAACUUGUCUCUCUCCUUCCUGAGUACGUCGUACCAUACAUGAUCCACCUGCUAGCCCACGAUCCAGACUUCACAAAGCCCCAUGAAUAUGAACAACUCAAAGACAUCAAAGAGUGCCUGUGGUUCAUGUUAGAGGUGCUGAUGACCAAGAAUGAGAACAACAGUCACGCCUUUCUAAGAAAGAUGGUUGAGAACAUUAAACAAACCAAGGAUGCUCAGUGUCCCGAAGACGCGAAGGCCAACGAGAAACUGUACAUUGUCUGCGACGUUGCCCUCUUUGUGAUCGCCAACAAAAGCACCGCAUGUCACCUGGACAGCCCGAAAGAGCCGGACUUCAAAAAUGAUAAAGAGUACCUGAUGCCCGAGAUGAGACAAAUGCUCCUCACUGGAAAGCCGAAACCUGCUCCAGUGCUGGCAGCUGUCAACAAACCCCUGACGGUACCGGGGCGGAGGGUCUUCCCCAAGACCACCGCGGCCUCAGACGCGUCCAGCAACACCAGCACCAACUCGUCUCCGCUGAGCUCCACAAUCAACAAGAACAGCUCAACCACCGAGUCCUCGGAGAGCCGAGCCCAGGAAAACAACGAGAACCCGGUCAUCAAGAACGACGAGGGCAAGAAGGACGAGCCCGGUCAGAAAGCGGCUCCCGAAACCAGGACAGAAGCGUCGCCGGCGAAGCGGCGCGGGCGCCCCCCCAAAGCGGCCGCCGUGGCCCCGCCGUCGGCCGAGAAAGAGGGCGCUGUGGCCGCCGCAGGGGGCGGGGCCGGCAGGGGCAGGAAGAGGGCGGCCGACUCCAACCAGUCCACAGAGUCCAUCAACGCCAAGAUGUCAAAGCAGCAGAACGACGAAGGGACAAAGAGACAGAUCGACCUGCAGAGGUAAAGAGAGAGACCACUGAAGGUGAAAUGGAGACUGUAGAGAAUGGGCCACACUCUUCCUCAUACCUCUCCCUACCCCCGACGUACAGGCUCCUCCGACUAUUAGAGCUUUCCCGGAGAAAUCAUGGACCUUUCUUAAAAAAAAAACCUUAAAAAAACACACAAAACAAACACUGAAUAUACAAACGCACGCACGCACGCACGCACACACCGACUUCCUAUAGGGUUUAAGACACCUUGUAGUCAUGGAUUUGAAGCUCGCUGUAUGUAGGUCUUACAAAGAAACAUGAUAUUUUUUUCCUUUGUGUUUGUUGCUCUUUGCUUCUUUUGUGGAGCCAUUUUUAAGAAAAACAAGAAAAAAACUACAGGAUGGACAUUUUACAAACGUUUUAAUCUGGUUAUGAUUGUUGCUUAUUAAAUUCCCUGGGAUAUAUCCCACCCUGUUGACUCCCGACCUCUUCCUCUUUGUGUCCGUUGCACUGUGUUGUGGGUGUGGCGCUCCACGGUUUUACAGGUAUGAGUUUGUAUCUGCCCACUUUUUCAAAAAUUUCAAGACAGUUGAUUAUUUUCAGCGAAUCUUUAAAACAAAAAAAACAGUUUUCUAAACUUUGUUACGUUAAGGUGCUUGGCUGUAGCAUCACAAUGCCAACCUGAGCACGAGGCCUUUAGAUUCAUUUCCAGCGUGCUGACUGGACAAACUUCGGUCCAUCGUUUCUCUAAAAUGAACUGGCUUUUCUUUUUUUUCUCUUUUUUUUUCAUUUAAACAGCAUUAAUACUCCACUUUGUAACGCAUAAAUGAUCUAUUACUUUACAUGUGUUUUUGUCAUCUUUUUCAGUUACAUUUAUUUUUAUUUUUAAGGAUCUUGUCACUUUUCUGUCGGGUAAGUGCUGCCUUUUAGCGUCGAGCGAGAGGAAAACCUUACGGGUUGUUAACAGUUUUUUUUUUUUUUUUAAGUUAAAAUUUUGCUUUUUUUUAUUUUUAAAGAAACCCCCCCCCCUGCCAAAAAAAAAAAAGAAUAAAUGCUUUUUAGAUGUGGGUUUUGUCUUGACGGUUGUGUUUUGAGGUGCAGCUUUCAGAAAUGCAGGCAAACUUGUUUGUUUUUUCUCCACUUUUUUUCUUUUUUAAUCAAAAGGAACAUGACACUGUCACAAUAAAUAACCAUGCUGUUUGUACUGCUGAUGCUUUCUUCCGCGCAAAAGGAAAUAAGUCUCGGUCCAGAUGGAGAAACUGAGACGCGACAUCCCCCCCUCCCUUUUGUUUUUAUGCUUUGUCAUCGUGCAAUAUUGUACAUAGAACGCCAGGAAGACGGGGUAGAUCCAGCCAGCAAAGGUUCCCCCUCUGUGGUAACAACAGCUCUUUCAUAAGGAACCGAAAGCUAUUUACAAGGAGAUCGUGUGUACAUUCUCUCUGCUUCUCCUCUUUCUUUUGUUUUUGGCUCUGCACGCCCGCCCCGCCGUCACCAGAGGGGAGCAUGAACUAACGUCGGGACCGCGGAGCUCCGCUGUGCCCAGAAGGGCCGAGUGGGAGGUCAGGAGAAAGGAAAAUAAAUCUGUAAUCGCAGACGACCCCCUCGGUCCAAUGCAUGUGCACCUUUUUUUUUUUUUUCCAUCUUUGCCUCUGUAAACUCGAGCAUCAUUUUAAUUUAUGUUCUCGUAUCCUUGAAAAACACUGCAAUCCUCAAACACAACAGAGGCAUUCCAGGCCUCUUAACACUCCAAACAUGAGUUAUCUUCUUUUUUUUGGCUCUGUCGUAAAGCACAUUCAGGUGUGUUGGACAUCACCUUUAUCUAUAUCUUUAUGGCCAACAUUCUGACUCGGUGACCCAUUUUGCGCCGUUCC
Menidia menidia (Atlantic silverside) is the source of this 5796-nucleotide messenger RNA. The record is from the annotation of a GenBank genome assembly. Lineage: Eukaryota; Metazoa; Chordata; Actinopteri; Atheriniformes; Atherinopsidae.